AUGCCCAACAUCUCGUCAACGACGGACAUGGCUGCGGCGCAGAGGGAGGAAACGUCUAAGCGAAACAAACGGUGGAUGCUACCUCCUCGAAUAACCCUGCCGGUCGUCAUACUUGCCAUGACCGCUACAUUUGCCUCGCCCGCAUUUGCUGAAAACGAAUUGUUGGCCCCAAAAAUAACUACUCCCGCGUCUCUUGAUAGGACGACCUUUUCAGAUGUCGCAGAUGAAGUGAGGACCGCAAUGGCUCCCCCGGUCACAAUGCCGUCUACAGAUGGGAUGCCGGGACUUAGACGAAUGAAGAGAAACGGAAAAGACGGGGACUCAGACUCGUCAACAGAUAGCAGCGAGACCACAUGCACGGAAUCUUCGACUACAUCAACUACCAUGACUAGAUUGUCGCAGAGAUCUACAUCAACAGUCGAUACCAGCUCUUCUCCUCUACCAUCUCCCUUCGACAACCCCGUUCCUAAUGCCUUUCAAAUCCCAGGCGGAGGGACUUCUUGCCCAAAGUUCAUGGCCGGGCUACUCUCGGAUCCCACUUUCAAGAGUUGUUAUCCCAUUUCCAUGCUUAUGCAGACAUCAACAUCGUUCUUCAACGCCGAGAAGCAACUUGUUAGCAUCGUCAAAGUCCUAGAUGCGACAUGUGCGGCCGACGUUACCAAGUGUACCAGCUUCCUAAACAAGGCGGCUCAGAACCUGACUGCUGAUGCAAACUGCAAGGCUGAAUUCGAGCAAAACCAGACCCAGGUCUUACUAGCAUGGCGUGGUCUUCAAGCCUACAAUGUCCUUUAUUCGGCGACCUGUCUGCAAGACCCUUCGUCGAGCUCAUACUGCUUUGCCAAUGCAGUAACAAACCUAUCGACUCCAUCAGAUACAUAUCUAUAUUUCAUGCCUUAUGGACUCGCAUUACCAGGCGCAUCAACGCCAACUUGUAACUGGUGCACACAAAAAACCAUGUCGAUUUAUCACUCCGCGUCCGCGAACCGAAGACAACUCGUUGCCUCAAGGUAUGAAGACGCAGCGAGACAAGUCAACACUCUGUGCGGACCAAAUUUUGUCAAUUCAACUCUACCAGCUGCUGAGAAUGGGGCCUUUGCCGUGACAGUUCCGUCCUCUUUCAGCAUUGUUUUCAACGCUCUCUUGGCGCUCUUCCUAUUUUCAUGCUUCUUAUAA
Messenger RNA from Pochonia chlamydosporia 170, 1173 nucleotides. RefSeq names its product C6 transcription factor. The record is from RefSeq and is a predicted model, not a curated record. Lineage: Eukaryota; Fungi; Ascomycota; Sordariomycetes; Hypocreales; Clavicipitaceae. The transcript has 2 exons. Bases 1 to 1173 code for a protein of 390 amino acids.